Molecule: messenger RNA, 1390 nt
Organism: Aphanomyces invadans
Lineage: Eukaryota; Oomycota; Saprolegniomycetes; Saprolegniales; Verrucalvaceae
Exons: 8
Coding region: 32-682 (216 amino acids)
Source: RefSeq, a predicted model, not a curated record
CCAGAAUGGACGAUUCUACCGAGUUCUCGAUAUGCCGCUGCCGAAGGAUAACAGAGAGUACGGGAAGCAAGAGUACUGGGACUCACGCUUUGAAAGCGAAGAAUCGUACGACUGGCUCGCGCGGUACAACGACGUUGCGACCCUCCUUGAUCAAUACGUGCGAACAGACCAGCGCAUUCUCAUCGUUGGAUGCGGCAACUCGACGUUCAGCGUCGACUUGUACGAAGCUGGCUACACCAACAUCGUCAACCUCGACUUUUCCACGGUCGUGAUCGACCGCAUGCGCGCAAAAUACUCGGUGUCGCAUCCGCUGAUGACGUGGAUCGUCGGCGACAUGCUCACGUUGACCGAGUCGUUUGCCCCGCAGUCGUUUGACGUUGUCAUCGACAAGGCAGCGAUGGACGCGCUGAUGGUCGAAGGCGGCGACACAUGGAGUCCUCCAUCGCACCUCUUGGCAGCGGGGCAUCAAAUGUGUGCUGGCGUGCAAUCGGUCCUCACGGCAACAGGAACCUUUAUACAGAUCUCGUUCGGCCAGCCGCACUUUCGCAAGCGGUAUCUGCUGGGUGACGCUCCCCACGGCAGCUUGAGCACGGCAUACGGGUGGAACCUCCAGCACCACAACAUCGAUAUUGGCCUCGGGUACUUCUUCUUUGUCAUGCAAAAGGCCUGUGGCCAGCAAUAAUCGACCUCAGUCAAUGCGCGCGAGCAUCGAGUCGAGACCCGCGAUGGAGGCAUGGUAAUCUUCCACGACAAGUUGCAUCUGGGCCAGCUCCCGUCCAAGCACUUGAUGAACGGCGUACAACGCCAAGAGGCCGCACAUGUAAAACAGCACCACGCCAAACUCGACUUGAUUCGUCGCCGGGAGGUGCACGAUCUAAUGCGCCACGUUGGCAAGUGGGUACACAUCCACACAGGAUGGACAUCAUUUGCAAGUGACCGAUGUGCCAGCCCAAGCUCGUCAAACUCGGCGCUGCUUACCUUUGUUGCGUCGCCGGGCUCCACUGGCGCCUACCUCGAGCAUUCCAAUGAGCCACGCACGCAAGGCGGGCGACGUACGGCGGGCGGUGGGGGCUGUGUCUCGUUCUCGAUCAGGUCGCUCGUGUAGAGCUCCAGUCGCGCCAUCUUGCCCGUCUCGGGAGCUGGCAUCGCGUUCGUUUUUUGCAUGGCGGUGACAAACGCCGUCAAGUCUGCUAUCGGGUCGAUGGCUUCGAUCGCAGCAAAGACGUCGUGGAGGAUGUGGUCGAGCGAUGUGUCUGCAACGCGGCAUGCCGUUCGCCACGUCGACGAGAUCUUGGCCAGUGCCGAAAUCACGUGGGCUUGGGCGCUCUAGAAUGCAGCAUGGAUCAGUCUCGCCGCCAUGACAAAAAAAUGAUCUCUCUCGACAUGCAUC